AUGGCUCCACCUACGAAAAUACUCGGUCUUGACACUCAGCAGAGAAUGCUUCAACGUGGUGAAAAUUGCAGUUUAAAGUCUCUGGUACAGAAUGAAUGUGCUUUUAAUGGUAAUGACUAUGUGUGUACGCCUUUCAAAAGACUAUUUGAACAAUGCAUGGUGAAGGAUGGACGUGUAUUAAACAUUGAGGUAACAAAUCUGAACACCAACAGAUGA
Kluyveromyces lactis is the source of this 216-nucleotide messenger RNA. RefSeq names its product Som1p (gene SOM1). Gene Ontology annotation, cellular component: mitochondrial inner membrane peptidase complex. Bases 1 to 216 code for a protein of 71 amino acids. The record is from RefSeq and is a predicted model, not a curated record. NCBI's taxonomy places the organism in Eukaryota, Fungi, Ascomycota, Saccharomycetes, Saccharomycetales, Saccharomycetaceae. The transcript has a single exon.